AUGUAUGUAUGGAAAAUACCAGAAUUUGAAGUGAUUAAUGAAUUUCAAGAUGAAACUGAAAAAGUUUGCAUGUCAGCUGAAAUUCAUGAAGGAUUGCCUAAAUACUUUACUCAGCAGAUGAGAAAAAAUGUUCUUAAUAAGUAUUCUUUAAUAAAAACAGUCACUCCUGCUGUAUUACGAAUGUUAUAUUUUGACCUUACUGGUGAUGCAGCUACUACAUUAAAUGCUAUUAACCUAAAUAGUGGAUUUAAGGGAACAAAAUUUAAUCCAUUUUGGGAAGAAUUAAAUCUAUAUUUUAAUGAGGAAACACCUGCUGUAGAUGAUCGAUGGCAUAAUACAAUUAUGCAUAUGCCUUUGGCAAUUUCUAUACAUGAUCUUUAUAAUAUAAUUUUAGCAAGACUACAUAUUAAGUCUCUUCCAGAAGUAAAUAGCAAAUAUCUUUACCACUGGGAUGUCUCUUUAUGA
Rhizophagus irregularis DAOM 181602=DAOM 197198 is the source of this 465-nucleotide messenger RNA. NCBI's taxonomy places the organism in Eukaryota, Fungi, Glomeromycota, Glomeromycetes, Glomerales, Glomeraceae. The record is from RefSeq and is a predicted model, not a curated record.